Molecule: messenger RNA, 10324 nt
Organism: Nerophis ophidion (straightnose pipefish)
Lineage: Eukaryota; Metazoa; Chordata; Actinopteri; Syngnathiformes; Syngnathidae
Product: interphotoreceptor matrix proteoglycan 2-like
Exons: 20
Coding region: 112-5322 (1736 amino acids)
Biological process (GO): visual perception
Molecular function (GO): hyaluronic acid binding; heparin binding
Source: RefSeq, a predicted model, not a curated record
UGAAGCCAUCCGGCAGGUUCUGUUCAGCCACGACGUCACCAAAGGCUGUCUGGACAAGUGUGCAGGAACCUCUACAUGAGCUGAGGACGUGAGCUGCGGUGUUGGUUCCAAAUGGCGGGAAAGCAUAGCCAGUUGUGGAUCUGGACGAUAGGAACGCUGCUGAUGUGUGUCUGCGUCAACAUGGAUACAGGUGAGCAGACAAAGAAUUCUUCUGAAGAUCUACAGCUUCUAUUCAGACAUCACGGAUCUCUGGCUCGCAGAAAAAGAAACCUUCUGUUCCCCAGCGGGGUGAAACUUUGCAGUCAGGAGACAUUGGACCAAGCGGUCUCCAACCACCUUAACUAUUUUCACCUCAGAGUGUGUCAGGAAACUGUGUGGGAGGCCUUCAAGAUAUUUUGGGACCAGCUGCCAGAACGUGAUCAGUACCAGGACUGGGUUGGCCGGUGCAUGGACGGCUCAAUCAGCAUCACAGAUAUCGGCGGGUUCUUCAGUCAAUCAGAGGAGCACAUAAGCCUCAUUAGAAGUAGAGUUGGCAAGGCAACACCCCUGAGCAGUGCUGCAAGCAGUUCAGGCCUACCUUUGUGCAGUUCGGAAAAUACAGCUGGGGCCAAUACUGGAGGACUUCUGACCAGCGCUCAGCCAGGUGAAGAGAUCUCCCCCACUGUCUUUGAAGAAGAAUUAACAGAGAUUCCUGUGGAUUUCCCCUCUGACCCGGCAGUCACUGCUGUGCCAGACAAGCCGAGAGGCUGUGGCUCUAAUGCCACAGGUCAGUCUGACGGCACUACAACAGUGGUAAAGUUAAUCUCUAAGCCGACUCCCCAGGACAUGACUGUCCUACAAGAGGACAGUUCUGCCGGGGUCACCUCCUUUGAUGAGGAAGUUUCGCCCGAGAGUUUUGAUCAGCCAGAUGUCGUGACUGAAGAACUUGAAAGUGAUGCAACUCUUACCCAUAUUGGAAAAGAAGAUGAUUUCUCCCAGACUUUAGUACUCACUACUAAAGAAGAAACUAGCCACAACAUAGAGACAGGUGAAAUUCCCAUUCUAGAGGCAACUGUGAUGUCUGAUCAUAGUGGAGUGACCCCUCACCCUGUAGAUGGAGCUAUUCCCUCACAUGUUGUAAAGGACCACAUAGAGCUGACUGAUACGGCGGAAGAAGCAGUUCAGUCACUUGAAGUGGAAACAACAACACUAAAGAAUGCAAAAGAAGAUGCCCCAAACAAAGGAGAAUCAGUGGAAGACUCACCCAAAUCCAUCGAGGAGACAGCUCUGAAGCAAGAUGAAACUCCUCUUAAGGAUACUGGAAAACUGGGGGAAAUCACAGCUGAAGCAGCCAUUGUACCAGCAGGGGCAGAGGUUGUCGUAGAAACAGAAGACAAACAGCUGUCACCUGAUAUAGAGCUUGUAGAGGAAAUUAACCCUUCGGAAAUAGCAACACAAGAGGUCAAAUAUGUAGACCCUGUUAGUGACAAUAAAUUAGAACCACACAGAAACCACCUUGACUUGCCAUUUGUCGACAAGACACCUAUGGUUGAAACUACGGAAGCAGUACAGGUUACAGUGGAGUCCACAUCAGAAGGUUCUGAAACUGAAGUUCCAAUAGAAGAAAUAAUUGAAGAAGCACAUCCAGAGUCAUAUGAUGACACUACAGAUUUUAUAGUAGAUGGAUCGGAUGUAUUACUGGCAGGGACCGAAUCAGAGGAACCUAAAGUAAUGUUGGACCUUAAUGAUGAAUCUGAGGUGGGGAAUACAUCAGAAGAAACCAGUUCUUCACCUUUAGGUGAUAAUACAAGCAAAACGAAACAAUUUUCUCCGGGAGAUGGGGUUACCGAACAACUUGUCCCAAUGGUAUCACAUGAGGAUCAUGUCACCCCGCUUGAAGAAAGCGCCCAGACAACUCCAACAGGACUUCUCCCUGACAAAGUCCAGCUCAUCCCUACAGAUGUUACAGCAACAUACAGGAUACAUACAGAGGCGCCUGUCCAUGAAACAGUCAGCCUAGCAACAGGUGAUGCCACCACAAGGUACAUUGUCGAGUACAAUAAUGGCAACUACCCAGAUCCCACCGACAGCGCCCUGAAGGCUGAUGACAACUUGUUAGAUUUCCCCUUUGAGGAGCAGCAGAACGUGCUGGGUAAUGAAAUCGACAACACCAUCCUGAGGCCACUUAAGGAUCAAAUUGUGGAGCUGAGCAUUACACUGAAAGAAGAAACCUACAACAACGCUCUCAGAGACCCGAGUAGCUUCCAAUACCAGCAGCUUGUCCGACACUUCACCCGCAAGAUUGGUGAUGUGUUUGAGAAAGUGCCAGGCUUCAAAAAUGCCUUUGUGAUUGAUUUCAGGCCUCAGAAGGACCUAGAGCGGGGUCUGGUUGUUCAUGUCCACUAUGCCAUUACUUUAGAGGUGGACAGUGGUGGCAUCUCGAAGGAGACAUUUGAUUUCAUCACGCUGCAGAAUAACCUGGUGGAGAAGAAUUACCCUGUCACCGCCGAGCAGCCAACUGUUGUAUAUACCAUCACCGACUUCCGCAACUACAUUACAGAAGCACUGCGCAAAGAUAACUUCCUGACCAACAGCAGCCUGGAGACACUCGCUAACCCGCUUUUGACAGAGAACGCUGACAAUUGGUUGCCUCCAAGGAAUCCUACUAGUCGACCACCUGACACCUUUGAUAACAUGGAUAAUGUCCUUGCUGCAGAGAGGCCACCGGAUGCAACAAGUCCGGGGAUGGAAAGCAGUGAUGUUUUAUUGAAGAAAGAUGACUUCCUUUUCGACUCGUUUGACUCAUGGAAAGGCACAAACAUUGGAGCGGUGAGCGAAAAUGACGUCUUCAUGGUUGAUGAGAGUACUACUUUCCCAACGUCAGUUCCUGAGGGAAUAUCACAUCAACUGCCAAGCACACAAAACACUGUUGGGAAUAUUGACAAGGAGGGCUUUCUCAUACGUUACUCUACUGGUUCUGGAAACGAACCCUUCCAAGAGGACCGUGACAGUGUUGAAACGCCACUCAAUACUCAAAGAGGCCAGAAGUUCACAUUAGAUGAUGGAUCUGGCUCUGGCUUUGGCUUCUCAGGAGAAGGACAAGAAAUCGUUCCCCAGUCUUGGGAAAUGGCAGCAAACUUUUAUGGUGAAAGCCAUCUUGAGAUUCUGCCACCACCAGAUCUGGAGGAGUUGGAUGAGGAGGAUGGAAUCCAGAAUGAACGGGAUGCUCUUGUUCAGUUACUAACCAGUGAAAGGGAUGAUGUUAUGGGUUUCAACUUCACCCCUGCUACACCUUUACCAACACUUUCCACAUUAGAGGACUAUAAGCCAAGUGGCAGCAUGGAGGACCUAAUCUUGGAUCAGGUUUUAGUCACACCACACAUUAGCACAGACCCUCGGUUCUCUACCACUCAUGCACCUGUAUUUUCACCCAAGGGCACCUUAACCGUUGAGUUGUCUGUGCAAACCGUGGAAACAUCCGGCCCGUACGAGGAGUUUCAUUUGACUCAGGCACAUCACAAUUUUGUGGCAGUUACAAGAACUCCUCACUCGCAGACGUGGACUCAUGAGCACCCAGUCAUUGCAACUCGACAACAUGACGACACUACACAAGAGCCAGUAUUUGAAGAAGUACAACCAGUCACAGUCAAAGAAUCACACUUGGAUGCAAUCACACUACAAUGGCCUGAUAGAGAGUUUCUACCUGAAGAACCAAAUUUUUCACUUCCAGAAAUCCACCAUGAUGAGGUUGAGGUGAUAGAGGAGCAACUCGAACUUUCCGAACCAACAAAACCAAUACCUGGGACCCUUGAAGAUGACCUGAUUGUGGAUGAAAUAUUAACAGUUACAACAACUGCUGCCUCUGUGCCUGUCACCACUUUGUCUUCCCUCAGUUUAGACCCAAACCCCAUUGCCCUUUCUCCUGAAAAAGACUCGCCCUUUACACGAGUGUCAGACUCUGCGCCUGAAGAUGAGGAUUCGCUUCAGCCAGAACACCCAAAUUAUGACCAUAGUCUAUCAAGCACAAUGUCUUCAAAAGUCACUGAUACAAAAAGUCAUUCAUCAGACAAAGAUUCCAGCACGAGCUUGGAGGUCUUAAAAACACAGGAAAUCUCUCAAAGUACAAAAGCAAGCAAAAUUCAGCCAAUCAAAGAUAACAUGUCGGAUGUGCCAGGUAUUGAUGUCAGCCUUGACAUGUUCCAGUAUGGAGGCGUGGUGACAGAAGGUGACAGCAGUGGUUAUUCCAGUGAGGUGCAGGGCUCAGAAUUGGACGCAAUGGCAUUGCCAACUAGGCCAGUUCAAGCCUUGACUGUGUUCUUCAGACUCCGAGUGACAAACAUGGCAUUCUCCAUGGACCUCUUUAACAAGAGUUCCCCUGAAUACAAGGCACUCGAGCAACGAUUUCUACAACUGCUCGUUCCGCACUUGCAGUCCAACCUGAACAACUUUCAGAACCUGGAGAUCCUCAACUUCAGAAAUGGCAGUAUUGUGGUCAACAGCCGUAUGAGGUUUGACAAACCGGUUUCUAAUGGGGUUGCCAACGUUGUCUUCCUCAUUCUUGAGGACUUCGCUAACACGGCCUAUCAGACCAUGAACCUCGCCAUUGACAAGUAUUCACUGGAUGUCGAAUCAGGCGACAAAGCCGACCCCUGUAAGUUCCAAGCAUGUAACGCCUUCUCACAGUGUAUGGUCAAUCAAUGGUCUGGCGAGGCAGAGUGUGUGUGUGAUGCUGGAUACCUGAGCGUGGAUGGGCUACCAUGUCAAAGCAUCUGUGACGUGCAAGAAGACUUCUGCCUCAACGAUGGAAAAUGUGAUGUCAUCGCUGGCAAAGGCGCCAUUUGCAGAUGUCGUGUAGGUGAGAACUGGUGGUACCGUGGUGAGCACUGUGAGGAGUACGUCUCCGAGCCACUGGUGGUCGGCAUCGCCAUCGCUUCGGUCGCGGGUUUUCUAAUGGUGGCGGCUGGAAUCAUCUUCUUCCUGGCCAGGACUCUUCGGGACCAAUAUGACAGUGAGGACAUGGAGGAUCCGCUGAGACGAGGUGACAGCAUGGCAACACUGGAGCGCGCAACCAAAUUCAACCCCAUGUUUGAGAGCGACCCUAUCACCACUCAGUAUUACCGGCGCUACGACGAUGACCGUCCCCGGUACAGCAGCCCCACAACUUCCUCUAAUGAUCUCGGAAGUGAUGAGGUCCGACACAUCUACCAGAACACGGCACUCACAAAAGAAGAAAUCCAGGAGCGUCUCAGGGUCAUCGAGCUCUGCAGCAGAGAUCAACAUUUUGCUGACUUUGUGCGACAGACGCAAGUUUUCCUGGAGCGACGAGGAAGCUCCACCACAUAAUAAACAUGGAACUCUGAAGUACGGAACCUUUUUCUAAAGUAACAUCCAUGAAGUCAGUGUGGUUACGCUAAUGAACAUGUUUGUGCAGUCACCUGAUGGGAGAGAGCUCCUGAUUGGACAGGACGGUGCUCACUUUUAUACCUUUUUCUUUGUUGUUCUCUGCUAACAUCGGCCUUUUCAGGCUAUGUCUACAUAAACAAAAUACAGGUGUUUGUGGUUAAAAACUGAGUUUUUGGAAAACUUGGCUGAUGGUGUGAAAAGAAAACAGCUUAUAUCGUCUCAUGUCAUAAGAAAUGUGUGACAUUACUUCAUAUAUUUAAAAACUUAUUUAACAACACAACAUUAGGAAUGACGUUCUAUAAACUUGACCAAAUCAACUGGGUGGAUUGUUUAGGCCCUCGCGACCCCAAAAGGGACAAGCAGUAGAAAAUGGAUGGAUGGAUUAUUUAGGCAAACUAACCAUGUUUUAUGUUGACAUACUUUUUUUUUUAACUACACUUGUGGAGAAUGGACAUUUUUUCAACACCCAAGUAGAGAGAAUGUACAUUUUUGAAAAUGUCUCUGUUGUUAUGGACAUGAUCUAAACCUACAGGAGGUCCUCGGUCUACGGCGAUGUACUGUUAGUGGAGUUGUAUUUUAAGUUGGACUUCAAACCAGAAUUAUAUCCAAAUGAACACUGUUACAGUCAGUCACACUGUGCACACAACACAUGAAGUACAAAAUGCAGUUACGAAAAUUUGAAUUAAGGUUCUGUAUGACACUAGCUAAAAAUGAUUUGUUUUAAAGCAAAGCCUGUAAGAACAGCUAGCAUAUUAUACUAAUAACGGUUUAAGAGAACAGAUUUAACAGGUAAGACUUGUCCUGGGUGUAAACCGCCUUCCGCCCAAAUGCAGCUGAGAUAGGCUCCAGCACCCCCCGCGACCCCAAAAAGGGACAAGUGGUAGAAAAACGGAUGGAUGGAUGUUUAUAUUUGUCACAAUUACAAGUUAAACUUGUAUUGCCAUUCUGGCCGAAUAAGAAUAUUGCCGUUCAGGCUUUCAAUCACGACUGUCUCACACAAAUGCGCAUGUUCGUUGCACUUGCACGUACACAAAAAAGAUGAUUAAGAACAAAAGGAUGUAAAGAUGACCUAUGAUAACUUAAAUAUACAUGUAAAACACAUCCUUGUAGUCUCGAUAAUAUGUAUUGGAUAUGCAUUGGUGUAAAUUUUGCUCCACAGUCACGAUUAUACAGUAUGUCACUUUCUGCAUGUGUCUGCAUGAGGUUGAUUGUAGAUGCAUUCCCAGAUUGCAAAUGAAACCUUCAUGCCCCACCAAAAAGUAACCGAAAUAACUUUUGAAAAUCUGCACCGUUAAAAUAUAUAUUUUUUAGACAAAUAUCAUCGCUGUUUUUUAUAUACAUCGUAUAUAUUUCUUUCUGCUUGUUUGAAAGUGAGCGCCCUCUAGGCAGCCACUUGUCUGUGACACUCAGUAGCUUUAAACCAGGGGUCACCAACGCGGUGCCCGCGGGCAGCAGGUAGCCCGCAAGGACCAGAUGAGUGGCCCGCUGGCCUGUUCUAAAAAUAGCUCAAAUAGCAGCACUUACCAGUGAGCUGCCUCUAUUUUUUAAAUGUUAUUUAUUUACUAGCAAGCUGAACUCGCUUUGCUCAACAUUUUUAAUUCUGAGAGACAAAACUCAAAUAGAAUUUGAAAAUACAAUAAAAUAUUUUAAAGACUUGGUCUUUACUUGUUUAAAUAAAUUCAUUUAUUUUUUUACUUUGCUUCUUAUAACGUUCAGAAAGACAAUUUUAGAGAAAAAAUACAACCUUAAAAAGGAUUUUAGGAUUCUUAAACACAUUUACCUUUUAAAUUCCUUCCUCUUCUUUCCUGACAAUUUAAAUCAAUGUUCAAGUAUUUUUUUUUUAUUGUAAAGAAUAAUAAAUCAAUUUUAAUUUAAUUCUUAAUUUUAGCUUCUGUUUUUUCGACAAAGAAUAUUUGUAAAAAAUUUCUUCAAAUUUAUUAUGAUUAAAUUUCAAAAAAAUUAUUCUGGCAAAUCUCGAAAAUCUGUAGAAUCAAAUUUAAAUCUUAUUUCAAAGUCUUUUGAAUUUCUUUUUAAAUUUUUGUUCUGAAAAAUCUAGAAGAAAUAAUGAUUUGUCUUUGUUAGAUAUAUAGCUUGGUCCAAUUUGUUAUAUAUUAUAUCAAAGUGCAGAUUGGAUUUUAACCUAUUUAUAACAUGUCAUCAAAAUUCUAAAAUUAAUCUUAAUCAGGAAAAAUAACUAAUGAUGUUCCAUAAAUUUUUUUUUUUUUUUUUUCAAAAAGAUUAAAAUUUGCUAGUUUUUCUCUUCAUUUUUUUCGGUUGAAUUUUGACUUUUAAAGAGUCGAAAUUGAAGAUAACUGUUUUCAAAAUAAAAUUUUAAUUAUUUCAUGUCUUCUCCUCUUUUAAACCGUUCAAUUAAGUGUUUUUUUCAUCAUUUAUUCUCUACAAAAAUGAAAAAAAAUGUAAGACGGAAUGACAGACAGAAAUACCCAUUUUUUUCUAUAUAUAGAUUAAUUUAUUAUAGGUAAAUUGAGCAAUUUGGCUAUUUCUGGCAAUUUAUUUAAGUGUGUAUCAAACUGGUAGCCCUUCGCAUUAAUCAGUACCCAAGAAGUAGCUCUUGGUUUCAAAAAGGUUGGUGACCCCUGCUUUAAAUUAAGGAAUAAUACAAAUUGAACUAAUCCUUAAUUUUAUUCCUGUAGUUGUCUUGUAAACUAGGAGGGGUGUUGCAAGCGAAAUAGAAACAGGAAUAAUGAAAAAACUAUGCUGCUUGGAUAUCAAUGUCUAUUUCAUAGUAGCAGAUCCUUUCACAGGAUCAAGAAUUCCAUUUUUGUCUUCAAUGAUGGUCGUAACCUUUAAGCGGCCUGGACCAAGCAUGCAACAUAUGUUUCCAAUGUUGCAACUGUGCCUGAUGUUUGGGAGACAUGGCGAAUGGAAACAGUUAACUAAAAAGAACAGAAGUGACGUGUCCUCUCUCAGUCUAGCGAUGCAUGACUAUGUAUUCUUCCUUAACGUGCGCAUAACUACUUUUUUCUGUUUGUAAAGUAUGAAUGCAUUAUGGUCUUGCGUCAACGCCACAAAACGUCGAUACAUGAAAUGUUGUAACUCGAGGACCUCCUGUAUUCUGGUUCUGACCUGCCUCAUUAUCUGUCCACAUUGCUGUCAAUGCUUGUCAAAGCUGCUCGUGAUGAGCAAGAACUGUGUUGAUUGUCUUUGUGUGUGUUAGUUGUUUGGGCCAGUGUGAUGCCUCCUCAGUGCCUUUGUCGCUCUUUGGUUUGUGUUGCUCUGUUAGCUUGUGUAGCUUUGUUAGCUGGGCCGCUCUACCCAGUAGGCCAAAAACUUGCUGUGUGUAGGGCCCCCCGAUCCAUUGGAAGCCCCACUUUGCAUGAAGAAACACAUAUAAAGUGUCAAUUAUUGAAUGGAAAAGAAAAUAAAUUCUGCUUAGGGCACCAGUUUCAGCAUGGGGCGGCCCCGGUUUUUAUAACUUGCUUAGCUUUGUUAGCUCGUGGACGCGACGCAGAGCCCUUAAAACAAACAUUACAAGUUCACCUCAGAUCAAUUAACGUCAUCCUGUGGUCUCGGUCCAGUCAGCUGCCUGCACAGAGUGCAAGCAUGCACGUUUACAUCAAUCAUACAUAUGUACUGUUUUUUUUUUUUUUUUGUAUGAAUGUUUUCAUGAUAGAAUCAUGAUUGUGCUGUAUGUCUUUUCUAGAAUGUGUUUAGCCUGUGCGUAUUGUGUUACUUAAUUUUUAGUUGUUGUUUUUUUAAUCGCAGCAGCAAACAAACAUUGCCAUGACAUCAGUGUAAAUAAUGUGACCACUACACUGCUUAGUUAUAUUUAAGAACAGAUAUUUUCACAUUUUCAAAGUUUAAUAUUUAUCCUUCACGAUGGUCGUGACAUUUAAGCAGCUUGGACCAAACAUGCAACCAAAUUUCCCUCCAAUUUUUCAUAUAUGUGAGCAAACGCUAAAACUCUUUGAGCAUUCAGUGGCCCACAAGUGAGCAACGGCAGACGUGCACACUGAUAUGCGCUUAUAUUUUUAUUCGAUUUUAUGUGCGGCCUAGAUUUGGCGUGCACAGAGGACGCGUGAGCAGUAUGCAAUUGCACUGGCGCGUACCUUAGAGUGAACGUUGCAUGCAACCAAUGCUGAUUUCCACACUUUCUGAACAUUUUAUACCAUGUCUAGUUUCACGACAGUUUGUUAUUUAACUUUCCUUUUCUUUGACACCUGCCAUCAAGAGUCUGCCUCAUGUUUGGGCGACAUAAAGGGAAAAACUAAACUACAAAACUAAAAAGAACAAAAAAGAUGUUGUCGUUAUUCAGUUUAGCAACACACAACUAUUCAUUAUUCCACUUUUGUAUUCUUCUGCCACAUGCAGAAGUUCUCUUUUUUUCUCGCGCUGUAUUAUUUAUGGCAACGCGUUCCAAUAUGCGGACUGUAUGACUUGUUUGUUUUUACAAUCACACAGUGAACAGAGAGCUGUGUAAUUAAUGUGUUUGAUGGAAAUGAUAUAAUUGGUGGUUCGUUGACCCUGCUGACAGUGCAUAAAGAGAAGACACGUUAGUUCCGGAAUUACUUGAUCAAUUAUUAUAGAUAUAAUGUUUUUUAGCAUUAAAAAAUGGCAUUUAGAACGGUAAGAUAUUUAAUCGAGCGCCUUGGUUUUUAGGGUCUCCCCAGUAUUUGCAUAAAGUAAGGAAAGCAUGAUUUCUAAUAAGUAGAUACAAGUUCGUGUUUUUUUUUUUUGCCAGGCUUUCAUUACAUAAAUUUUAUUUCUGAUUAUUUACCUUCACUUUGUGCUUUUAAUUUGGUUGUCAGUCAGUGAAAGUGAGGUAUUUGAGCUCAUCAUUCUUGACUCUAAUAAUGCAUUAUUGUAAUGACCCAUUUAUCCACAACCUCAACAAAAGUUAUUCCUGGGUCCAUAUGCACCUCUACAAAGUUUGGUGGAAUUGGGUUUUAUAUUUUUUUUAAUAAAAAAAAAAUCCUGCAAA